CCCGCUGCUCUUAUUCCCUCCCCCUUCCCUCUCCCUCUCUCCCUGCUAAUCUCACCGGAGGUAGCACGGAGAUCCCAAAUGGAGCAAAAGCCCCGUUACCACGUGGAGGUAUACUCCCAAACAGCCUCGUCCCCCCUCGAAUUGAAGCGGAGCCCGUCGGAGGUUUGUCUUGGCGAGGCCCUGGAGUACUUACUGGAGAAGCCCAUGAUCGGUCAGGAGGCCGCCGAUACGCAAGGGCACCGCGAUGAAAAAUUCGGCGAACUUCGGGCCAGAGACCGGAGUUUCGCCGAUGCGGAUGUAUUUUUCGGCGACGUCUGCGCCGGCGACCACAGCUUCGCUUUCCAAAAUCGGGAUAUAAUGAAUGGUUUUUCAAGCAGUCAACUGACAGAAACCCUACUCUGCACUCAAAAUCUCACUCCAAAAAACUCCUGCAUCUCAGCAGCCAUGGAUUCCCAGUCAUCGAUUUGUGUGGGCAGUCCAACAUCGGCUGCUAAACCGAUUGGAGGAGAUAACCAAACAAGAGGAGCCUACAGUGGUUCCUCCGGAGAACAAUCGGAUGAGGAUGAUUUCGAGAUAGAAGUUAGUCCGUGUGGAGACGGCACAGAACCCCUCGACAUCAAACGCAUUAGAAGGAAGGUCUCGAACAGGGAGUCUGCUAGGCGAUCAAGAAGACGAAAGCAAGCACAUCUUGCGGAUCUCGAGUUGCAGGUUGAACAACUGAGAGGAGAAAAUUCAACCUUACAUAGGCAGCUAACGGAUGCUUUUCAACAGUUCCGCGAUGCUGAUACAAACAAUAGAGUAAUGAAAUCGGAUGUGGAAGCUUUGAGAGCCAAGGUGAAGCUAGCUGAAGAUAUGGUUGCUCGGGGCUCAAUGACCUCUGGUUUCAAUCAAAUUCUUCAAGGUCAUCUAGGCACGCAACCGCUCAACCCUCAAAAUUUGCGCGGGGUAGCAGCACACGUCUCACCGACUAUUACCAUCCAUGGAGAGGAUGCUCCGUAUGCUGGAAUUGCAGUCUCCGGACAGAAUGCAAGCUUUGGACUCGGAAAUGCUGGUAUGGCGAAUAGCAAUCUGAGUAAUCGGAUGAUGAGCGAUACUGUUAGCUGUGUCUCGGAUUUGUGGUCAUAAAAUAAAACGAUUGUGAUGCCUGUAACCCUGUCAGUUAGAUCGAAUAUGUCUUAUAAGAUGCUUUAGGCAGAUUUCUAAGUAGUUCUUAGAAGUGUCUCCUUUUCUUGGUAUUUUUCUUCUUUCUUUUUUAUGGUUUUCUAGCUUGUACCAGACUCGUAUUUCUCAUGUAAAAUGUCGCAGUUUAUUGAAGAAACUGGAAUGUUUUAAUUGAAA
Pyrus x bretschneideri (Chinese white pear) is the source of this 1338-nucleotide messenger RNA. Its product is annotated as basic leucine zipper 9. Gene Ontology annotation, biological process: regulation of DNA-templated transcription. The coding region runs from base 79 to 1125 and encodes 348 amino acids. NCBI's taxonomy places the organism in Eukaryota, Viridiplantae, Streptophyta, Magnoliopsida, Rosales, Rosaceae. The transcript has 6 exons. Gene Ontology annotation, molecular function: DNA-binding transcription factor activity. The record is from RefSeq and is a predicted model, not a curated record.